AUGGUAGAUACGAGUGUUACCCAUAACUUUAUUGUCGAUCGAGAAGCAAAGCAACUUGGCUUGAUCUUGGAGAAGAACCCAAGUCGAAUGAAGGCAGUGAACUCGGAGGCCAAGCGAAUCUCCAGCCAAACGCUCGAGGAGCAUAUCGAGCUCCUUCGGACAAUUUUCAAGAUUCUCAGAGAGAACACUUUGUUCGUGAAAAGGGAGAAGUGUUACUUUGCUCAAAUGGAAAUCUUGUUUUUGGGGCAUCGAAUUGGUGAUGGCUCCAUUUGGAUGGAUCAAUCAAUGGUGCAAGUAGUUGUGGAAUGGCAAACUCCGGUGCUAGAGUUGAGAUCCUUCCUUAGUUUUGUCAACUACUAUCGACGCUUUAUAGCGGAGUAUUCAAAGCAUACAACUCCAUCGACAGAGUUACUGAAGAAGGAGCAGCCUUGGAGGUGGUCUGACAAAUGUGAAGCUGCAUUCCUAGAUCUAAAGGCUGCUGUGUUGGAAGAAUCGAUGCUCAAAUUGCCAGACUAUGGUAAGCCCUUCGAAGUCUAUACAAAUGCUUUAGACUUCGCUAUUAAAAGAGUACCCAUGCAGAAGGGUCAUCCGGUAGCCUACGAGAGCCGCAAACUCAACGAGACCGAGCGACAGUAUCUGGUGCAUGAGAAGGAGAUGACAGCAGUGAUCCACUGUCUAUGA
This is a messenger RNA of Musa acuminata AAA Group (dessert banana), 681 nucleotides long. RefSeq lists its product as uncharacterized. Bases 1 to 681 code for a protein of 226 amino acids. NCBI's taxonomy places the organism in Eukaryota, Viridiplantae, Streptophyta, Magnoliopsida, Zingiberales, Musaceae. The record is from RefSeq and is a predicted model, not a curated record. The transcript has 2 exons.